Molecule: messenger RNA, 390 nt
Organism: Meloidogyne enterolobii
Lineage: Eukaryota; Metazoa; Nematoda; Chromadorea; Rhabditida; Meloidogynidae
Source: the annotation of a GenBank genome assembly
UUUUUUAGAAUGGAAUCUUUGGAAAAUUUGAAGUCAUCUUUUGAUCAAGAUGUUGAAAAAAUGAGACAAUUGGAGAGAGACAGAACUCGUUGUAUUACAAAUAGGAAGCAAUUGGAGAGUCAGAUGACUGAAAAUAAAAUGGUUAAGGAGGAGUUGGAUCGUCUUGAGGAUGGCGCUGAAGUCUUCAAAUUAAUUGGUCCUGUACUUGUUAAACAAGAAUUGGGGGAGGCAAAAGAAAAUGUUCAGAAACGAAUUGAUUAUAUACAAAAAGAAAUUGAACGGACUGAAUUAACUCUGACCGAAGCGGCUAAAAAUAUAGAAGAUCAUAAAGAGUUAAUUGAAAAGACAAGAAAUAAAUUAAGGCAAGCGAUUGAAAAAAAUGCUGCGUAA